AUGACGGGGUACAGACGAGAUGGACGUAUUGAGGACUGUAAAUCGUUCGAAGAUGUUGAUUUCUGGAUCUCAGAGCUAAGGAGGGAUGGUCCUGAUGAGAUCUUGAUUUAUGUGAUUGGGAACAAAGUAGACCUUGAACCGCUCCGUGUUGUCGACCGGGAAGUGGCAGAGAGUUACGCCCAAACCAAAGGAGUGUUUCACUUUCAUUCCAGCGCCAAGACUGGUCAGGAUGUUGAAGAAAUCUUCUAUCAUAUCUGUCAAAUGGAGUACGAGAUGAGAUCAAGUAAAGAAAAUGGAGGCAUGCGUCCUCAAAGUACGAUCGACUUCUCCAACUUCACCCAACUCGAAGGAAAGAAAGGCCGUCAUCGCGGUCGAUGUCGAUGUCAGAGCACGUGA
Messenger RNA from Strongylocentrotus purpuratus (purple sea urchin), 396 nucleotides. Its product is annotated as ras-related protein Rab-21-like. The transcript has 3 exons. Lineage: Eukaryota; Metazoa; Echinodermata; Echinoidea; Camarodonta; Strongylocentrotidae. Gene Ontology annotation, molecular function: GTP binding; GTPase activity. The record is from RefSeq and is a predicted model, not a curated record. The coding region runs from base 1 to 396 and encodes 131 amino acids.